Messenger RNA from Cucurbitaria berberidis CBS 394.84, 1293 nucleotides. RefSeq lists its product as uncharacterized. The transcript has a single exon. Gene Ontology annotation, molecular function: protein binding. Lineage: Eukaryota; Fungi; Ascomycota; Dothideomycetes; Pleosporales; Cucurbitariaceae. The record is from RefSeq and is a predicted model, not a curated record. Bases 1 to 1293 code for a protein of 430 amino acids.
AUGGUUACAAUUGACACCCUACCUGCGGAACUAAUCAACGAGGUCAUUGGCUACUUGCGACCGCACGAUCUGACGAAGCUGGCUCGAGUCUCCAAGAAGUACCGCAAGUUUGCUCAGCCCGCACUCUGGCGAAACAUUGAGUUACAUCGACAAGACGCUCAUCAUGACUGCUUCGGUCUCUCGAAUCAACCAAAAACUGCGCGGGCGUACCUAGAUGAUCAGCUUCGCGAUUCCUGGUCAUAUCGAGGAUUGACUGGAACCGACUUCGACUUUGACCGACGUAAUGCAAAAUUCGGAGCCGCUAUUCGGAAAUUGUAUAGGGCCGCCGGAAAAUCCCAGGCUUGGAGCAGGCUUGCUCCAUGUGUGCGGCAGUUGUGUCUUACGGUGACACACAAGAGCCCGCAGCACAUCUGGUCGAUGAUUCUUUCACUCCCGAAUCUCGACUCAGUCGAGGUUAUCGGAGAAUACUCUGCCGACAAUCAGGGCCCCCCAGCGGUUGCAGCGCUCCGGGAGCCUGCCGCGACUAAGAUUCGAAAUGUGCGUCUACGAGGAUAUAUUCCUAGAGGCUUCGUCUCUGCAAUGUGCAAAGCCUCAGUAUCCAGCAUCGUCAGCCUUGACACUGGCAUCCUUGAACCGCCUCAACUUUUUGAGGGUGACGCUGAGGAGAUGGAGUUUCAGAACAUGCAGGGAUUUCCGCUCUACGUUGGACCUCGAGGCGUUCUCUGGUACACCCAAGAGUCAUGGUCUCCAUUCAGCUCACUGACACACCUGCUCUUAUGUAAACGCGGUGCUUUCGAUAGCCCACUGGAUAUGUCCGAAGAAGAAGACCUCGACAUACGCGAAGACGAAGCACAUGAGGUAAAGGAAAUCAAGCAAUGGGCUUCUCUUCUCCUCUCCGUCCGCUCUACUGUGGUCGAAAUCGUACUUGAAAAGCGGCCCAUCUACCUCGAUUACCUCCUCGACAUGGGAAUGGACAUCUCUUCAUACGAUCAAACCGAGUUCAUUCCGGACUUGGACAGCUUCGACUCUGACGUUUACCACCGCAUCUUGAAAGGCGUCUUUGCCGAUGGAGGUGUAUGGCCAAACCUUAGAAAGGUGACGUUCCGCGGUAUCAAUCUUCAUGGGUUUGAAGCAGAAGCCGGAGAGGCUUUGCAGGCCUUCACGACUAGAGUUUUGCCAGGAGUUCAAAUCGAGCAAGUACGGGGCAAUUAUAUGUUCUUCAACACGCGAAAGGGUACGGUCAAGAACCAGCAUGGAGCGGACGGGCUCAAAUCACUUUGGACUCGAGUAUGA